Messenger RNA from Prunus mume (Japanese apricot), 438 nucleotides. The record is from RefSeq and is a predicted model, not a curated record. NCBI's taxonomy places the organism in Eukaryota, Viridiplantae, Streptophyta, Magnoliopsida, Rosales, Rosaceae.
AUGGAUGAAAAACUGUUGAAAGCAAUCUGUGAACAUCUCAUACCAAUCAACUACAAUGAGAACAAGGAUAUUAUUGGAGAGGGGGACCAACUUGAUAGGAUGCUUUUCAUCAGGCAAGGCAUUGCACGGACGUACAGAACAAAUGGCAAAGGUGGAAAGAUUGGUACUUCUCAGCUUCUGGAGAAGGGUGAUUUGUAUGGAGGAGAGCUUCUAAAUUGGGCAUCAAAUCUAAUUACGUCUCGUACUGUCUUACCCAUCUCGACCAGAAAUGUCAAGUCUGUAAGCAAAGUUGAGGCCUUUACACCCAUGCCCAGGGACUUGGAGUUGGUAAUCACUAAAUUCUGGUGGCAUUUCACCAAAGACAAGGAGCUCAACCAAUUUAGCGACCCUGAGUUGGAGCAGCUGAAGAACCACGCAAUUUCUUCAAUAGAAAGAUAA